CGUUGUUGUUGACGCCAUAUUGGGGCCGGCGGCGGGUGGAAGAGUCAUACAGUGGAGGGGAAAGCGGCUGGACGUGUUCGUUUGAGCUCCUGAAGCCGCCUCACCUCGUAAUCCCUCCGCAUCGACCGCCGCUCGCAAGCUACUGACCCUAGUCGGGGACUUUAGGAGCCGCGUUCAAGCCUCACACUUCUCGGGGUUGUUAUCGACUUCCGAAGGGAGCCAGUCUCAUCGCGGGAGCGCCUCAGGCGCGGCGCAAAGCUCGCACGGACGGUGGGGGCGGCCAGAGCCUCUCCCCGGGGAGCCGCGCCUGAGGAGGCGGAAGAGCCCCCCCUGACGCGGCUGGCGUGAGCCGCCGCCACCGCCCCUCUCGCUCCUGCCCCUGUCGGCCCCGGCCACUGCCCUGCCGCGGAGGCGGCGGCGGCGGCGGCGGCUCUCUUCUCCUCAGCCGGCGUUCGGCGAUCAGCCUUUCUCUCUGUGAACCCGUUGGUUAGGCUUUCUCAGACCCCGCGUUCCCCCUUCCCUUCCUCUGCCUCCCCCCCUCCCGUCACCCCUUCCCGACCCCACCCGAGCCCGGCGCCUUCGCUGCCCCCGGCCAUGGCGUGCGGAGCCACUCUGAAAAGGACUCUUGAUUUCGACCCACUGCUGAGCCCGGCGUCCCCAAAGCGGAGGCGAUGUGCACCGUUGUCGGCGCCCACCUCGGCCGCUGCCUCUCCGUCGGCGGCGGCAGCGGCCACAGCCGCCUCCUUCUCGGCCGCCGCUGCCUCGCCGCAGAAGUAUCACCGAAUGGAGCCGUCCCCCUUCGGCGAUGUCUCCUCUCGCCUCACUACAGAACAAAUUCUGUACAAUAUAAAACAAGAGUAUAAACGUAUGCAGAAGAGAAGACACUUAGAAACUAGUUUCCAACAGACAGAUCCAUGUUGUACAUCUGAUGCACAGCCACAUGCAUUUCUCCUAAGUGGACCAGCUUCACCAGGGACUUCAUCUGCAUCAUCCUCACCAUUAAAAAAAGAACAGCCUUUAUUCACUCUGCGGCAGGUUGGGAUGAUCUGUGAACGUUUGUUGAAAGAACGUGAAGAGAAAGUUCGAGAAGAGUAUGAAGAAAUAUUGAACACAAAACUUGCAGAACAAUAUGACGCAUUUGUGAAGUUUACGCAUGAUCAAAUAAUGCGACGAUACGGAGAACAGCCUGCUAGUUAUGUUUCAUGAAUCACGUUUUCUGCAAUUGUGGGCUGCCUUGUUCCUUGUUGAGUUGUUGCAAGAGGUCCCAAUUAUGACAUGCAGCAAUGCCAAUACCCCUCUGUGAAUACAGGUUAUUUCAAGCUUUUGUCAGUGGCAACCACUCUUAGGUAGCAACUGGUUUUGGAAAUUUCCUUGAUGUCAGUACCACCCGGAUGUGGACCUUUGCUACCUGUAUUAAUACCAGUGGCCUCAUUUGCUAUAUCAUUACAAUUUGGCUGCUUAUAUUAAUGAUAUGUUUGAAAAGGAUUAAAGCUGGUAUUCUAGAACAUGCCUUUCACUGGUUGUGUAAAUAAAACUGUAGAAUGACA
Molecule: messenger RNA, 1547 nt
Organism: Loxodonta africana (African savanna elephant)
Lineage: Eukaryota; Metazoa; Chordata; Mammalia; Proboscidea; Elephantidae
Gene: AKIRIN2
Product: akirin 2
Exons: 5
Coding region: 595-1206 (203 amino acids)
Biological process (GO): positive regulation of transcription by RNA polymerase II; positive regulation of innate immune response
Cellular component (GO): chromatin; nucleus
Molecular function (GO): transcription coregulator activity
Source: RefSeq, a predicted model, not a curated record